UUAGUCAUUGUUGGUUGCAGUUUGGUGGAGCAGACAGUCAGAAGUGGUAGAUGGAGUGAACAGUGGCUGGAUGUAGCUGAAACACCACCAGUUAAAAACAAGACUGAAUCCAUUACUGCAUUUGGACGAUUUGGUGAAUUCAAGAGUUAUGAGACGUCAGGCCAUAUUUUGCCUCUUGCUGCAGCUCAUUUUUGAGCUUUCGUCAUGCACACAUCUCCGAGUGGCACCUGGAACCACUCUGAAGCUGCCCUGCGUCUCAUUCCAAACAGACUUCUAUGCAGAAACCAUCACCUGGCAAUUCAAUGGUGGAGAUAUAGGUGCUCAGUCACUCAGCUCUGCAGCAGUUAAAAAGGAUGGCUUGUAUCUCUCUAUCUCCCCUGUGACUACUGCUCACGAGGGCACAUAUGUGUGUUCAGUAAAGAAGAACGAUAUGGAGUUGAUAAGGAUCUACAACAUCACAGUUGUUGCAUCAAUUGGGUAUGAGAUCAAGGUAAACCAAGGCUCAGACGUUCAUCUCCCAUGCAAUUUGCCACCUUCCAGCCGAGUUGAGACCAAUGCACUGUGGUUCAAAGAGACGGGCGGAGGCAGGAAGACACUGCUGAAUCAAGAAGGGACUGCAUCAGAUGAUAGUCCAAGAGUGAACCUGCGUUUUCCACUUGACCAUGAUCAGUCCAUCACAAUUGGAGAGACUGUCAUGGAGGAUGCUGGAAUUUACCACUGUGAAUCCGUAGAGGGGCAGAAGCUCAGCAGUGUAUAUCUUUCUGUUGUAGUUCCUCCUACCCUUGCUCCUUAUUCGUGCAGUGGCUUCCUGACACCAUGGGAGCCCUGUCAGGAUGAGAACAGUCGCAUAGGGGGACCUCUUCUGCAGGAAUCCAUGACUGAGUUUUCCAUGAAGUUGUAUUCCUACAUCAGAGAAUCAAAUCCCACUACCAACCUGCUCUUCUCUCCUAUUAGUAUCAGCAUGGCGCUCAGCCAUUUGUUAUUAGGUGCAAGAGGUGACACCCGCAAAGCCAUUCAGACGGCUGUGUGUGUGCCGCAUGAUUUCCACUGUGUUCACUUCCAGAUGAAGAAGUUGAGAGAGAAGUUGUCCAGCUCCUUGCAGAUUGCUUCUCAGAUCUACUAUAACCCACAAAUCAGUUUGAAUGAAUCUUUUGCUAACCAGUCGAUGCAGUUCUACGAAGCACAGCCUGUCAGGCUGCUGGAAACCAGCGAGAAAAACACACAGAUGAUCAACGAAUGGGUGGCAAACAAGACGAAACAUAAAAUCACACAUUUGAUUGACUUCGUCUCACCCAACGCCCAGAUAAUCCUGUUGAAUGCUGUGUCCUUCAGUGGUCAGUGGAAAGUCAAGUUUGCUCAGAAACACAAGAAGGGCCUAUUCUCAAAACUGGAUGGUGAUCUUGUACCGGUGCCUCUACUCUAUCACCGGAAAUACAUGGCAACUAUGACAUAUGUGGUUGAGCUAAAGGCACAGGUGGCAAGGUUUAGUCUCACAGGUGACAGCAGUCUUUACAUCGUGCUGCCUCGCGACAGCAAAGCUUCUGACCUGCAGGAGGUCGAGGUUAAGAUGACAGACACGGCUGUGCAUCAAAUGAUAGAACAAAUGAAAACAACACCUCCCCAGCAUAUUGAGGUCACUCUUCCCCAAAUUAAGCUGAAUGUCGAGCCAGACAUGAACAUACUUCUCAAGAAAUUAGGACUGUCUUCACUCUUUGAGGGUGGCAACCUGUGUGGCCUCUACUCUGAAGACCAGCUGGUUCUGGACGAUGCCAAGCACAGAGCCUUCCUGGAACUGAAUGAACGAGGAGUGGAGGCUGCCGCCGCCACCUCUAUGUCAUUCUCUCGCUCCUUUCCAUCUUUCUCUGCCCUGCGGCCUUUCAUCAUGCUGCUGUGGAGUGACCAGGCCAAUGUGCCACUGUUCAUAGGCAGAGUGACUGACCCAUGAGAAAGAGAGAGGAAGAGAGAGAGAGACAGAAAGAUGGUGGGAAUAAAAUGUAACAAGCACAUGAGCUAAGAAAGAUAUAGUAAAUGUAGAAUCAAUUCAUGUCAUUGUGUCAUUAUGCUUUUUUCUGAAAAAUCAGUUGCUUUUUCAAGAUUUGAUAUACAAAGCAAGAUAAAUUCAUAUGAGUACAGCCACAAGUAUCAGUACAAGUAGUCAUCAAGGUCAGGUGACCCUUUGUUUUCAAAACUGAUUAUGAAUAAAUAAAAAUAGAUAUUAAGUAA
Messenger RNA from Scomber japonicus (chub mackerel), 2223 nucleotides. It is a transcript of the gene serping1, whose product is annotated as serpin peptidase inhibitor, clade G (C1 inhibitor), member 1. Bases 149 to 1945 code for a protein of 598 amino acids. Gene Ontology annotation, biological process: negative regulation of endopeptidase activity. The record is from RefSeq and is a predicted model, not a curated record. Gene Ontology annotation, molecular function: serine-type endopeptidase inhibitor activity. The transcript has 11 exons. Lineage: Eukaryota; Metazoa; Chordata; Actinopteri; Scombriformes; Scombridae.